GCGCGGGGGCCACUGUUCUACACCUGCGCGGCGAUGGCGGCGGGCCGCGGUGUGGCCGCCGAGGAGUGCGUGGGGCAGGUAGUGCUGCCCGGGGACGUGCUGCUCCUCCCUGCGCACCCCGACGAGGACGGGGGGCGGCUGCGGCUGGGCGGCGGCGCGGCCCCGCCGGCUCGGCUGCUCUGCGGGCCGGGCCUGCGGCGGUGCGACGCCGGGCUACUGGUGACCAAGUGCGGCCUGCUGCGGCACCGACCGGCGGGCGGCGGCGCCUACUGGGUGGACUCGCAGCAGAAGCGGGUAGGGGCGCGGUGGGACCCGCUGUGUGCGGAGGGGGGGGACAGGGAGGAGGCCCCGUCUUGUCCGUGCUUGCCUUACCCGUUUGUCCACCAACCGCGUUUGCAGUAUGUUCCGAUCAAAGGCGACCACGUAAUAGGAAUAGUGACUGCCAAAGCGGGGGACGUGUUUAAGCUGGACGUCGGUGGGAGCGAGCAGGCGUCUCUGUCCUACUUGGCCUUUGAAGGCGCCACGAAGAGGAACAGGCCGAACGUGCAGGUGGGAGAUCUUAUUUAUGGUCAGUUCGUUGUAGCAAAUAAAGACAUGGAACCAGAGAUGGUCUGUAUAGACAGCAGUGGAAGAUCAAGUGGAAUGGGAAUAAUUGGACAAGAUGGCUUCCUGUUUAAAGUUUCCUUAGGUCUAAUAAGAAAACUCUUGGCUCCCAAAUCUGAAAUAAUUCAAGAGUUGUCACAAUUGUACCCAUUUGAGCUGGUGCUGGGAAUGAAUGGAAGAAUAUGGGUAAAAGCAAGAACAGUUCAACAGACUUUAAUUAUAAUAAAUAUUUUGGAAGCCUGUGAGUAUAUGACUGCAGAACAGAGAAAACAAGCGCUUGCCAAAUUGUCAGGGAAUUGAUAAAAGAAAGCCUUCAGGAUUUGAGAUGACCGUAGGGUGUAUUGGUUAUUUUUAUAUUCAGAUUUAUAUUAAAAGCCAUUUUUUAAAUGAAGUACUAGACUUUGUUGUUGUUCUUCAGUUCCCUUCUUUAUCCACUCAGCUUGUUUGUGCCUUGUUUAGGAACUUUGAUUUUAGUCACUUCUGUGAUUAUGAAGCCCUGCUUAUGUUUAUGAAUUUCUUGACAGAUGGGGAGACAGUCUUUAAAGGGUCCAGUAGCUGUGAGUUUAGAGGUGUAAUCACUUAGAUCUUCUGUAAGAAAAAUGGUCAGUUGGUAACAUGCAUAUAUUUGCUUUUUUAGUCAUUAUUAACACUUCAAACAAUACAUGCUGACUUGAGAUAGUAGAAAGUAUCCUGCAGGUCAUUCAUUCUGGUCAGGUACUCUGUUUAUACAGUGCAAUAAGUGAUUAUUUAAUAUUUCACAAAAUGUGGGAUUAGAAACACAGAGAAUAACAGAAAAUAAUUACAGGGUGUAGCAUAAAAUAAUCAUAGGGUGGAUAAGGGAAAUGAUCAGGUAAGACUCAACAUAUGGUCACAGUGACCUUACCACUUUCCCUAAAAAUAACCUGGUUAGUAGUAUUGAGGAAAUAAUGAUUGGGACUUACCUUCAUAGGACAUAACUUCAGGAUGAAAAUUCAGGAUGCUUGAUGGCUCACUGAAGGUGAGAAAUAUACUUAACAGCUGCUAUUUGAAAUCACUUGCAUUUUUUUUCAUAAGAGGUUUUUAACUAGAGGUUAGGUAAAGGCCGCUGCAGCAAUAGCCACGUAUUUCUCAAUUUUAGAUACUUCAGAUGUAUUUUCUUCUAGAUACAGCAUGAAGAUUCCGUAUAGCUUUGCUUCAUGUUUAACAAAAUCAGCAUUAAAAAAAAAAAAAGUGCUAUAUUGGACUUCAUUGUGUAGUAUUUCCUCACAUGCAUGUAGUGGAACUGCUGUCCUAGGGAAGAUAAGCUGCCGGUCUGGUUUAGUAUGUGAGUAGUUUGCUACUGUUCUUUUGAGAGAAAGAGAACCAUGGAGUAAUGGAAGGGGAAUUAUUGAUGCCUGCUUCAUGUGGGAGAAAAGUUUGACUGUGUACCCAAUGAACUGCAUUGGAGCUGUUUAAGCAUUUUUUUAGAUCUAUGAUGUUUUGUAGUUCUUAACAAGCUGAAUAGUUUGAUAGCAAUAGUUACGAGAAAUAAGGGAAAAAGGGCUAGUUAGAAUAAGCCUGAAUACCAUAUUAAUUCCAGGUGGAAACAGUAUCAUUCCUAUUUAUUCUGCAUUUCAUCCGAAGUUCAGCCUGUGGUAUUUGAUGCUAUGGUUUUCUUUGGCAUCUCUCUCAUUUAGAAAUUACUUCAAUUGAGAGCCACUCCUCUGAGUCAUCUUUAAUAACACUUACCUAGGGCUUCCCCUGACAAAAA
This is a messenger RNA of Strigops habroptila (Kakapo), 2332 nucleotides long. It is a transcript of the gene EXOSC3, whose product is annotated as exosome component 3. Gene Ontology annotation, molecular function: RNA binding. The record is from RefSeq and is a predicted model, not a curated record. Lineage: Eukaryota; Metazoa; Chordata; Aves; Psittaciformes; Psittacidae. Gene Ontology annotation, cellular component: nuclear exosome (RNase complex); cytoplasmic exosome (RNase complex). Gene Ontology annotation, biological process: nuclear polyadenylation-dependent rRNA catabolic process; TRAMP-dependent tRNA surveillance pathway; U4 snRNA 3'-end processing. The transcript has 3 exons. Bases 34 to 903 code for a protein of 289 amino acids.